AACAAUUCGGAAUACCAGGAAUCUCAGAUCCCAGACGGAACAUAGACCAUUGGAAUGAAUGAUGAACCUAUAAACUGUGUGAAAUGUGUUACAUAGAAACAACAUGUGAUUCGGUUUGUUAUGGACUUUGUAUCCUCUAGGCUUGUUUGAAGAGAGUUAAUAAUUCACCAGACUCUCACAAAGAAAUUUAGGGAAAAAAUCCCCUGUAGCUUUGUUGCCUAUUUCUUGGGAAGUAAGAAUUGUCUGGAUGCAAUCUUCUAGCCCAGUGCCAGUGGAUUUUAUUUGAUCUUAGCACCCACUAUACUUUAUUUUAUUUUAUUAGCCUCUAUCCUGUAGGCUUAGACAAUCAGCAAUCCUUGAGAGCUGAAGCUGAAUAUGAUAAACCUGCAUACGUGACAGUAAAGAUUAAGCCGCUGGGAUUGUUUCAUCACUAUGUCUGGAGGUGUAAACAUGGAUGAAGACAGCAGAGUACCUGAGGACCUCUCUGUGGAGGAGAGAGACGAGCUGUCAAACAUACGACGCAGGAAGAAGGAGCUCCUGGAUGACAUUGAGCGGUUAAAGUUAGAGAUCUCUGAAGUGAUGACUGAGAUUGAGCAGUUAACAUGUGUUGGAGAAAGCAAAACGACACAGAGAAACAAACAGAUUGCAGUUGGGAGGAAGAAAUUCAACAUGGAUCCCAAAAAGGGCAUCCAGUUUCUGCUGGAAAAUGACCUUUUGCAACAUACGCCAGAGGACAUUGCACAGUUCCUGUACAAAGGGGAAGGCCUCAACAAAACGGUCAUCGGAGAUUAUCUUGGCGAAAGGGAUGACUUCAACAUCAAGGUUCUGCAGGCCUUCGUGGAGCUCCACGAGUUUGCAGAUCUGAACCUGGUGCAGGCUUUGAGGCAAUUUCUGUGGAGCUUCAGGCUACCCGGCGAAGCCCAGAAGAUUGACCGGAUGAUGGAGGCGUUUGCAUCCCGGUACUGCCAGUGCAACCCAGGGGUCUUCCAGUCAACAGACACCUGCUACGUGCUCUCCUUCGCCAUCAUCAUGCUGAACACCAGCCUGCACAACCCCAACGUGAGGGACAAGCCGCCAGUGGAGAGGUUCAUCUCCAUGAACCGAGGGAUCAACGAGGGAGGAGACCUGCCCGAGGAGCUGCUCAGGAAUUUAUAUGAAAGCAUAAAAAACGAGCCCUUCAAAAUUCCCGAGGACGAUGGCAACGACCUGACGCAUACAUUCUUCAACCCGGACCGAGAAGGCUGGCUUCUAAAGCUGGGAGGGCGAGUGAAGACGUGGAAGAGGAGGUGGUUCAUCCUGACCGACAACUGCCUGUAUUACUUUGAGUACACCACUGACAAGGAGCCCCGAGGGAUUAUUCCUCUGGAGAACCUCAGCAUCAGGGAGGUCGACGAACCCAGGAAACCGAAUUGCUUUGAGCUCUACAACCCCAACCAUAAGGGCCAGGUGAUCAAGGCCUGCAAGACUGAAGCUGACGGGAGGGUUGUGGAGGGAAACCAUGUCGUCUACAGGAUAUCAGCCCCAACCACUGAAGAGAAGGAGGAGUGGAUUAAAUCCAUCAAAGCAAGCAUCAGCAGGGACCCCUUCUACGACAUGCUGGCCAGCAGGAAACGACGGGUGGCCAACAAGAAGUGAGACUGACCGGAGGGCCAGCGUUCCUGCGGGUCAGAGAGAACGACCAGUCCACUCACUCUCUCCGUUGGGGGUGGUUGAGUCAGGCCACUUCGCAGAGGCUAGGGGUGGGGGGUGGGUGGGCGAGAGCCAGCGGAGUUCAAGGGGAUCAGCAUGGGACGAUAGACUAGACAAUCAAGCGUGGAGAUGUCCGUUGAUGUAUUCAUCAGAGCUGUGUUGUGGGGUUUGUCAUGUUGGAAUAAUGCUCUGCUAUUAUGUAUGGAGAAACCUCCAGCUUAGAGAAGACAUCAGUGCAUGGCAAUUACACACUGUGAUUUCAGUGAGCCAAACUGCAAUGAGUUUAGUGUUUUGUGUAUGGGAGUGUGCCAGUGUUGGUGUGCUCCCAGUUGAACCUGAACAUGAAGGUAGCAGUUAAGAUGCAGUACUCAGGGCACUAUUGGGGCACUUGCAACCAGGAUGCCCCCUACUGGCCCUCUGUUGUAAAAACACCAUCAUAAUAUCUCAUGCUACCUUAGGUUCUACUGUAUGUUAAGCAGUAGCAAAAGAGAUUGUUUUUGUUUGGUUUAAAUCUUUAUUUUGAAAGACUUACCCAAAUUGCUACAUUAUCUCCUUCUUAAGUAGUACUCAAGGUUUAUUGUGUCCAUUUCAUGUUCAUUCCUGUCCUUUACUGAGGUAAAGGUGUGAUAAAAAAAAUCUCAAAGUGUGUCCAACUGAAUCAGCUGGUCUGAUAGCUGGGAUGCUGUUAAAUAUAAGCUUUUUAGUAUAAGUCAUAUCUGUUUUGUUUCAAGUUGUAAAAUUACCAUAGUGAAUGAAUGCUCCAGUGUUCUUUUUUGUGUAGAGCUCCUCAGUUACUUGUGUAUUGAUCUACCAUGACAUGUUUUCCUAAGAACCUGUAUUUAUUUGACAUCAUUAAAAGUUGUAAGUUAUGUGUA
Molecule: messenger RNA, 2564 nt
Organism: Alosa sapidissima (American shad)
Lineage: Eukaryota; Metazoa; Chordata; Actinopteri; Clupeiformes; Clupeidae
Gene: cyth3a
Product: cytohesin 3a
Exons: 14
Coding region: 433-1635 (400 amino acids)
Biological process (GO): regulation of ARF protein signal transduction
Molecular function (GO): guanyl-nucleotide exchange factor activity
Source: RefSeq, a predicted model, not a curated record